Molecule: messenger RNA, 3227 nt
Organism: Liolophura sinensis
Lineage: Eukaryota; Metazoa; Mollusca; Polyplacophora; Chitonida; Chitonidae
Product: eukaryotic translation initiation factor 2-alpha kinase 3-like
Exons: 18
Coding region: 84-3218 (1044 amino acids)
Biological process (GO): eiF2alpha phosphorylation in response to endoplasmic reticulum stress
Cellular component (GO): nucleus; cytoplasm
Molecular function (GO): protein binding; ATP binding; eukaryotic translation initiation factor 2alpha kinase activity
Source: RefSeq, a predicted model, not a curated record
GAACACAUCAGAUUGAGUGAUGUGAAACUUUUGAUGUCAUCCGUCUGCUCCUUGGACUGGAUGGUGCAAGAAAGACUGCCUCGAUGGGGCGCAGAAAAAACAAAUGGUCGGCGAGAUUGUGGAGUGUCAUUGCGUCUGUAGCCACCCUUUUCAUAGCAAAAUCGGGUGUGUCAAGCACUGCAACAACAACAUCUGCGGAAAAUGUGAAAACACCAUGCAAAAUCCCGCAAGAUUAUUCAAACCUGAUGCUUGUGAGCACGCUAGAUGGUAAGAUGUCUGCCCUGGAUCUAAAUCAGAAGGGGUCGAUGGCCUGGAGCAUUAACACUGGCAGUCAGCCUCUUCUUUCCUCCAGUAUCAGUAAACUUGGGAUCAUGAGAAAUGGGGAGCGAACUCGGUUGAUCCCAUCAUUGGAUGGAGGCCUGUAUCAAUAUAAUGGAGAGAGUAUUGAGGCUGUUCCUUUCACAGCUGAGACUUUGCUCAGUUCUUCUUUCAAGCUGAGCGAAAACACUGUUGUUGUUGGUGGAAAAGAACUCUGCACAUAUGGACUGGAAAAACAAACAGGACAGACUCGGUACAGGUGCACUGUACAAGGCUGUACCCUGGUGGGGAAUAAGGAAGUCUCUGAGGAAGAGGAUAUUCUAAUGAUAACCAGGAACACUCACACUGUCAGAGCUGUGGACUCCCGGACUGGGGCAGAGAGGUGGAAUUUUAGCGUAGGCCAGCAUGAAGUUCACCUGUUUGAAGGUGUGAAGAAGGUGAUACAGACAGACACAUCUGAGGAAGAAGAUGAUGAUGGAAUCUCCAUAGUGACAUGUCAGCAUUCAGGUGAGGAAGAUCCACCAGUUCAGCAGACAGAAUUUGAAGGAGUUCUGAAGGUGAUAGUACCACGGGGCAUGGUGGUGGCUGUCAGUAAAACUGAUUCAGAGCAGGUCCUUUGGAAACGAGAGUUCCCCUCUCCCAUUGCCAAUGCCUGGACAGUAAGCAAAGGGAAGUUGGAGCCGGUGAAUCUGUUCAGUGAGCAAAUCAUCCCAGCUCUGACCGGAUCUGCUGAAUCAGAGACUGUUAACCUACCUCCUGAACCUCUGCUUUAUGUGGGUAUCCACCAGGACCAGAUGUAUGUGCAGCCCUCAGUCAAGAUGAAGGAUAUGGUAUCCGAGGCAUCGGCCGGAUCAUAUCCGGGCAGGAAUGGUAACAGUGAUACUAACAGCGGUGUGGCGGUGCGUGUGCCCCGUGUCUCAUGGAAGCCUUACCUGGCCACAGCCCCAUCACGAACACCAGCCCUGCGUGUAGGCUUUGAGCGGGCGAGCCUUCCUCUCCUUGGGGAAGAGGAUUCUGUGAUUGGCGAAUCAGAUUCCAGCGCUAUGUCUGUGUGGCAGGAUAUGUACCCUUACGAUGGUGGGUGUUACCUGUACCCAGACUUUACGCCUGUGUUACCACUAGAGGGAGCUGAAGAUGCAGGCUUGCACAAUAAUGGUUCAGUGAUGGAUGAAGGCAUGGAUACCAUUUCUGUGACACUAUGGAAUUGGUGGAGAGAAGUGGUUGCCAUCACUGUGGUGACAGCUGUAGUUGUUCACCUGCUUACCUACAAAUACUCCCAGAGAGGUCUUACUCACCAAGUCUCCGUCUCAGAUAGCCAGGGCACGGACAAAUCAUCAGAGAGUAAGUCGGUUGACGAUCAGUCAGCAAAGAUGAAGGAGUUGGAGGAUAAAAGUACGGAAUAUACUUCCAGGUAUUACACAGACUUUGAACAUGUUCGCUGUCUGGGUAAAGGCGGCUUCGGGAUUGUGUUUGAGGCUAUGAACAAGAUGGAUGAGUGCCCAUAUGCAGUGAAAAGAAUUUCCCUUACUAAUAGUGACACAGCCAAAGAGAAGGUGAUGAGAGAGGUGAAGGCAUUGGCCAAGCUUGAUCAUGGAGGUAUAGUGAGAUAUUACCAGGCCUGGUUAGAGUCUCCACCUAUAGGCUGGCAGGAGAAGAGGGACAGAGCUAUGGAGGACAGUGAGUGCCUGACUCCAACGCCGUGUAACUCUGGUAAUGACCUUCAUACAGAUGUCUUUACUCCACCUUAUGUCAAUCCAUUCUCAUCAUGCAGUCCUUCACACAGGGUGGACAUUUCCUCAGACGUCUCCACAACGCGCGAAAGUGAAAAUGAUAGUGAAGGAUUUGUUCCUAAAGUGAACUUCUCAGAUGAUGAUGAAAGCGGGUCUUUCAGUCUGGGUAUACCCACUCCAGUCAGACACACCCUUUGGUCUCAUGAUGACUCCAUUGAAGUCGUGUUUUCGAACUCUACCCCAGGGGAUACAGGAGACUCGGACAUGGGUGCUGGUGAUGGCAUGAAGUUAUUCCAUCAUCAGGAGGAUACAAAUGACACCUGUAGUAUUGUGUUUGAGGAUUCAGGGUGUGGGGAUGGACAUCAUGGGAUAGACAAAGGCUCCAGUCUAUUUAAGAACUGUACUAACAGUGACCAGAAACUGUCCUCUGCUGUGGUUUCCAGUCAGUCAGAGGAUCUCCGUAAUUCCAAUCGAAAUAAAUCCAAGCAUUUUGGUGCUCCUAGACUUUAUCUGUUCAUUCAGAUGCAGCUGUGUCAAAGAGAGACACUCAAAGAUUGGUUGAUGGCAAACACUUUGAAUCGUGACCGACACAUGCUACUGGAUAUAUUUGACCAGAUUGUUACUGCUGUGCAGUAUGUACAUGACUGUGGACUGAUGCACAGAGAUCUCAAGCCAUCUAACAUAUUUUUCUCAACGGAUGGAGUGGUGAAGGUUGGUGAUUUUGGUCUUGUUACCGCCCUGUCAGAGCAGGAAGACAGCAGUGAGCAGAGGUUGACCAGGCAGAAGUCUGGGGACAACCACACAGCUCAAGUCGGCACACAUAUCUACAUGAGCCCAGAACAGAGGGCUGGAAAAAGUUAUGACCAGAAAGUGGACAUCUAUUCGCUGGGAGUGAUUCUAUUUGAGCUGCUUUUCCCAUUUGCCACACAGAUGGAGAGAAUCCGCACUCUUCAGGAUGUCACUCAACAUAAGUCUCCAGAGAGGUUCAAAAGGGAAAUGCCUAAAGAGCAUGACUUUGUUGUCUGGUUGCUGGACCACGACCCUGACAAGAGACCAACUGCCAAAGAUAUUCUGGAGAGUUCAUUGUUGGAGGACUUUGCUGUUCGUCACAACUUUCCCAAGCGUCUGCGUACUAGGACCAUUUCUUGUGAGAGUAAUGGCUCUCUAUGAUUUUUAUUU